Messenger RNA from Belonocnema kinseyi, 833 nucleotides. RefSeq lists its product as uncharacterized. The coding region runs from base 132 to 503 and encodes 123 amino acids. The transcript is spliced from 2 exons. Lineage: Eukaryota; Metazoa; Arthropoda; Insecta; Hymenoptera; Cynipidae. The record is from RefSeq and is a predicted model, not a curated record.
UCGAUACUCAACAUAACCAACCAUGUCUGGCUAAAUAUUACUUUUUACUUUAUAACUUAAUAAUUUAAAAAACAUGUCAUGAAUAUACAAAAGGUAUUAGGAAAACAACAUCAAAAUGUUUGGAUUUUAUUAUGUGGAGCUCAUCAAGAAAACUGAUACUCGAUUGCUUCCAUUUGGUACUCCAGUGUGUCCGACGUAACGUCGACGUUGACGAAUUAGACUUGGAUGAAAUAUCAGAAUAUGAAGAAAAUGAUGUUCCUGUGCAUUUCCAGCCACAAACGUUUGCAACACCGGUACCGCUUCGACGGGACGACUUCCAGCACAGACCGGAUACACCGUGCACAAGGCGGAGAUCACCACCGGAAAUUCUGUUGAAAAUGCGCCAGGCUCUGGAAGAGAUGGGCGAAGGAACAGCUACAAAGUCUGACCAAGAAUGCGGCGAUCAACCUUUUCCAUUUUCAUUAAUGUCGCCAUCCAGAAUUGCACAUCAAUCAAACAGAUGACAAUGACCUAAUAAACAAUUUCCACUUACGUACUUUCCAUUACUUACAAAUUACCUAAUUACAAAUUAUCUAAGCGACUUCUGUUUCCUUCUUUUCUACCUCAACUUCACUGUUUUGCACAAUCACUUUUCCACUACACUCGAACUCCAAAGAUACGAGCUAGAAAGAUACGAGCGCUCCACAGAUACAAGAAAAAAUAUUAUAAGCCUAGAGAUCCUCUAGGUAGAGUUCUGUCACAACUUCUCACUGUUUUUAUUGGUCACGAUUAAACCGAAACCAAAAGUGAUAGAAAGCGCGCGAUUUUUAAAUCAAAUUUUGCAAUAAAUUUUU